ACCGUGAGAAGAGAAAAGACUCGUAUUCAUCACUUUCCCUCUCUCUGGAACAAAGCAAAGCCCUCUCGCAUCAUCGCACUGCUUAACAGACCGCUCUCUCUCCGUUGUUUUCCCCCGUCUUCCUCUUCUCCGGCGACGUUCAAGGACUCCCGGGAGCAGUUAUGGGGAAUGCGUGUUGUGUUGCGGCUCGUGACAAAAUGGUACUGGUGCCUCCUAAUUCAUCAGCUGCUGCUGAGACUGAGAGGAGGCAUUCUCCUACUUGGAGUUUCCGCUGGGAUAAUCAUAAUAGAAGAGGCCGUGUUGCUGGUGAAGAGUCAUCUCUCACUUGGUUAUCUGAUGGUAACGAUGGCUCUGACUUCAAAUCUGAAUCUGCUUUCGUAUCAUCUCAAGGCUCUCCUUUCGACAGCUUUCGGACUCAUACACUGCAGAAAUCCCCGGCGUCAGAUCUAUCUUUCCCAAGAAACUCUUCCAUGGAUACAGUCUUCGAGCAGAAAGAAAAUGAUUCAACACAGUCUGUGGCACCUUCAUAUCCAUCUCCUUCACAGACAUCUUCUUUCCCAGCAUCACCACUUUCUCCCCAGAGCUACUUGCAUCCUGCAAGUUCGUCGUCAUCACUUAAACUGACACAGCGCCCUCGUCUAUCAAAGCAAGUCUCAGAUAGUCGAAUCUAUGGAAUGAACUCACUAAGUAGAGGCUCAGCAACUGAAGAGACGCAGGGAACUCCUUUGAGAUAUGAUUCUUCUCAGAGUGGACCAUCUGAAAGUUGGUCAUUGCAAGCCUCUUCUGAAAUGAUGUCAUCUUCUCGCAGCAACGAGCCUUUGUCUUAUGAUAAUGACUGCUUUGGGAUUGAUCGUGACAAGAUAGACCAUCAUGGCAACCGAGUAAUGUCCAAUCAUCAUCAGCAAACCUGUGGUGCCUGCUCUAGACCAUUGUCAGAGAAAUCCAUGUGGAGCAGCCAAAAGAUUUUCAUGACCAAUGAGCUCUCUGUGUCCGCGAUUCUAGCAUGUGGGCAUGUCUAUCAUGGUGAGUGUUUAGAGCAGAUGACGCCGGAACUCGAUAAAUUCGACCCGUCGUGCCCAAUCUGUACAUUUGGUGAGAAGAAAACGGCGAAGCUGUCAGAGAAAGCGUUGAAAGUUGAGAUGGAUUUGAAAGCUAGGCACAACAAGAGACUCAGAAACCGAGUUUUGGACAGUGAUUUUGAUUGCGAUGAUUUGGUAAUGUAUGAUCACAGCCACAUGGAAGCAGCAGCAGCAGCAGACAAGAGCCCUGAACUGGUCUCGAGUUCGAGCGUCAAAGGUUAUGCCGCAAAGCCUUUCUUGGCUAGACAUUUCUCUUUUGGAUCCAGAGGUAACAGUAAAUCCGCUGAAGAGAAUCUUGCUGUCAAAAAGAAAGGCUUCUUCUGGACCAAAUCCAGCAAAAUAUGAACUUGUAAGCUGUGCUGCUUUGCUCUCUACUGUCUGAAGCAUAGAACUCGAGACACACGGGCACGGUACCAUUUAAUUAAGACAGGCUACUUGUUGUUACACACAUUUUCCUCAUUGGCUUUUCUUUUAUUGGUAUUUCACACAUGUAAAGUCACAACUUUAGAAUACAUCGUUGGGUAUAAUGACAAACAUGGGAUCCUUACUCA
This is a messenger RNA of Brassica oleracea var. oleracea, 1630 nucleotides long. RefSeq lists its product as uncharacterized. NCBI's taxonomy places the organism in Eukaryota, Viridiplantae, Streptophyta, Magnoliopsida, Brassicales, Brassicaceae. Bases 162 to 1424 code for a protein of 420 amino acids. The record is from RefSeq and is a predicted model, not a curated record. The transcript is spliced from 5 exons.